CAUUUUUAAACUGCAGCAGCCUCAGCUGUCAAAACAGCGCAGCGGCAGGACGGAGCUCAUGACAGCAGUCUGAAGCCAUGAGGACCAGUGAGUUUGACUCUUCAUCUGAGGAGGAGGAGGUCGGCGAGGAGCAGCUGACUCCCUUCCAGAUCUCCUGGUUGCCCCUGUCCGAGGUGGGCUGCUCCCAGUUUCUUGGUAUCUGUCCACUGCCAGGAUGCAAAUACAAAGAUGUGCGCAGAAAUCUGCAAAGAGACGUUGAGGAGCUCCACAACCAGGGAGUCCAGGACGUGUUUGUUUUCUGUACCAGAGGUGAACUUCACAAGUACCGCGUCCCCUCCCUGCUGGAGGUCUACCAGCAGCGGGGCUUCACAGUGCACCACAUGCCCUUCCCAGACGGGGGCGCUCCUGAGCUGGGGCACUGCUGCCAGAUCCUGGAGGAGCUGCGGUGCAAUCUGGAGAACGACAGGAGGACCGUGAUCCACUGUUACGGAGGUUUGGGACGCUCUGGAUUAAUCGCCGCCUGCCUGCUGCUCCAGCUGUCCGUCACCAUGACGCCCAACACAGCCAUCGAGAUCCUCAGGGAGCAUCGAGGAGUUGGAGCGAUCCAGACGGUGAAGCAAUAUAACUUCCUCCACGAGUUUCGGGAAAGGUACGCCGCCUUCCAAGAGAGCAAAGAGGUUUCAACGGAGCGGUCGGUUUCUCGGUGACCAGUGCCCUCACUCAUGUUUUUUUUUUUGUUUUGUUUUUUUUUCCCCAAUCAUCAAAAAAGCAUGCAAAAUAUUGAUGUCUUUAAAUUUUGCACAGUUGUAAUUAUUGUAUUCUGUAGUGACUGCACUUUAAAAGAAUACUUUAAUAUAUUGCUUUGGGUCAUCCACGUGUUAAUCAGCUAAAUCUGGAAAUGCUGUUUUGCUGUUUUGAGUCUCUGCGUUUAUGAUGAUGAUUAUUAUUAUUAUUAUGAUUAUUGUUGUAUUUCACAUCAUUUAUUCCACAUCACAUUUAUGAGGUGACGGGGAUUUUAGUGAAAAUGUGAACAAUGUCAACCAAAAAUGACCAUUAGUUGUCACAUAUUUAUUCUUCUGAAAAUAAUACUUAAAUAAUAAUAAUAAUUAAAGUGGAUUGGAGCUUCCCGGCCAUCAACUCCCAACAUUUUAAGGAAAAUAUAUCAGUGAUAUUUGGUCAACAUGUCUGGAAUUUAACAUCUUGAAUAAGUUCUUAUGUUUUUACCCAAUAUCUGUUUUAAAAAUUAAACCCUUAAACAAGAUUGAAACCUCUGCGAGUUCUUAUUUUGCCAAUGUGAGUGCUUGAAUUUUUCAAAACGAGACCUGAGAGUGAUUGAAAAAUCACUGAAUUUCAGUCUGUUAACCUUCAUUUCAUGUUGACAUAUUUUCCUCUGGUAUCAGAUUUUGUUUUUAUGUAAUUGCUGUCAGAACUGAUUGACUUGUGUACAAAGAACUUUUCAUUUGGGUGGAUUUAUCAAUAAAAAAUGAUUUCAAACUCU
Molecule: messenger RNA, 1498 nt
Organism: Myripristis murdjan (pinecone soldierfish)
Lineage: Eukaryota; Metazoa; Chordata; Actinopteri; Holocentriformes; Holocentridae
Gene: cdkn3
Product: cyclin dependent kinase inhibitor 3
Exons: 8
Coding region: 78-707 (209 amino acids)
Biological process (GO): protein dephosphorylation
Molecular function (GO): protein tyrosine phosphatase activity
Source: RefSeq, a predicted model, not a curated record